CCAUUAUGAAGAGUUUGUCUUUCAUAUCUGCGGACUGAAAGAGUUCUUGAAGAUGUUUCACAGAUUCUGCUUCUGUUUGUGUUUGUGGCGUCUGGUUGGUGGAGAAUAUUAUUAUCAAGUGCUGAAGGGAAAAUCAGUCACUCUGAGCCCUGAUCUCACUGAACUGAAGAAUGAUGAUCAGAUUCAGUGGAGGAUUAGAGACACUUUAAUAGCAGAAAUCAAUGUAACGGCAAACAGAUUCUCUGUAUUUGAUGGUGUUCUUGAUGGGAGAUUCAGAGACAGACUGAAACUGGACAAUAAAACUGGAUCUCUGACCAUCACAGACAUCAGAACUGAACAUGCUGGAGUUUAUAAAGCACAGAUCAAUCACAUGUUCAAGCGCGUUAUUCUCAAAGUCUCUGAUAAAAUAGAAGUGAAGGGAGAGAAAUCAGUCACUCUGAGCUCUGGUGUCUCUGAACUGAAGAAUGAUGAUCAGAUUCAGUGGAUGUUUGGAAAUGGAGCCACUUUAAUAGCAGAAAUCAAUAAACAGACCAACAGAUUCUCUGUAUUUGAUGAUGUUCUUGAUGGGAGGUUCAGAGACAGACUGAAACUGGACAAUAAAACUGGAUCUCUGACCAUCACAGACACCAGAACUGAACAUGCUGGAGUUUAUAAACUACAGACCAACUCUGAAAUCAACUCUGUUAGACUGAGAGUUUCGGGAGACAGUAAAGUAGUGUCUGUGAAAAUGAGGAAUUCAGUCACUCUGAGCUCUGGUGUUACUGAAAUGAUGGAUGAUGAUCAGAUUCAGUGGCGGUUUGAAGAUAACUGGAGGUUUAGAUUUAAACACACUUUAAUAGCAGAAAUCAAUGUAACGGCUGAUAGAUUCUCUGUAUUUGAUGAUGUUCUUGAUGGGAGAUUCAGAGACAGACUGAAACUGGACAGUAAAACUGGAUCUCUGACCAUCACAGACACCACUGGUGAACAUAACGGAGAUUAUAAAGUACAGAGCAGCUAUAUUAAUAUUACUUUCCAUCUCAUUGUCUAUGAUGAAAUAUCAGUGACGGAGGGAGAUUCAGGCACUCUAAACUCUUGUUUCACUGUAAUAAAGUAUAAUACAUUGAUUUACUGGAUGUUUGGAAAUACUUUGAUCGUUGAAAUCUAUGACCGAAACAACAAGUUCAAUUUACAUGAUGAUGUUCUUGAUGGGAGAUUCAGAGACAGACUGAAACUGGACAAUAAAACUGGAUCUCUGACCAUCACAGACACCAGAGCUGAACAUGCUGGAGUUUAUGAACUUCUGUUUGACCGUGUAAGAAUAAGGAGUUUCAUUCUCACUGUUGACUCUGUUCACUGCUGUGGUCCUACUGAAGCUGCGAUCCGAUUGGUCCUCUCUGCUCUGGUGGGCGUGGCUAUUGUCAUUAUUGUGCUUUAUGACAUCAGAUCCAGAAGAGCUGAACAAGAUCAAGCACAUAUUGACGCAUCACAAACCUGAAUGAUGAUGUCAGAGAACUGCUUUCAGUCAUUUCAAGAUUUUAGAUGAACCUGAUGAUUCUGAUGCAGCUCAUGUGAGGGUUUGUUAUAAAUACAGCAGCAGAAUUAAAACACAAAGCUUUGCUUUCAUUUAGUUCAGUAACAGGCUUUACCAAUUAACAUUUUAUAAAUGAUGGAAUUUUUCAUGUUCCUCUUUUGUAGUGUGAUUUUAUUACAUUUCUCUAA
Messenger RNA from Danio aesculapii, 1698 nucleotides. RefSeq lists its product as uncharacterized. NCBI's taxonomy places the organism in Eukaryota, Metazoa, Chordata, Actinopteri, Cypriniformes, Danionidae. The record is from RefSeq and is a predicted model, not a curated record. Bases 53 to 1474 code for a protein of 473 amino acids. The transcript is spliced from 6 exons.